Sporisorium graminicola is the source of this 648-nucleotide messenger RNA. RefSeq lists its product as uncharacterized. The record is from RefSeq and is a predicted model, not a curated record. NCBI's taxonomy places the organism in Eukaryota, Fungi, Basidiomycota, Ustilaginomycetes, Ustilaginales, Ustilaginaceae. The coding region runs from base 1 to 648 and encodes 215 amino acids. The transcript has 2 exons.
AUGGCAGUCGUCCGACCCAAAGUCACCGAUGAUGGCGUCUGGCACUUUUUCGAUGGCGCACUCCAGACCUACUUCGUCUCGGCGGACAAGGACUCGUUCACAUCCGGACAAAUCUUCCGUGCCAAGGACCCGCACUCGGGCGUCGGAAGAAGCAGCACCGCUACGCCGCCCUACCAUAUCCACCUCUACCAGACCGAGACAUUCGACGUGCAGGAAGGCACGCUGUGCUACCUCAUCGACGGUAAGGAGGGGAAGCUGCAUGCGGGACAGAAGGUCAACAUCCCCCCCUACCGACCACACACGUUCUGGUCCGAUCCGGAGAGUGGCAAGGACCUGCGUGUUCACAUUACCGUCCGUGGAGGUCCCAAUCCUGGCUUCGACGAGGACUUCGUACACAACUUUUACGGCUACCUCAGCUCGCGCACGAUGGCAGGCAAGGGUCCCAACCCGUUCCAGAUGCUGCGCUUUCUCGACGAUGCCGACGUGAUCCUGGUACCGCCUGUUCCGUUCUCUGGUCUCUUCCGUGCCUUGGGACUGCUGUGGCCUAUUGGAAGGGCCAUCAACAUUGCGUUCGGUCGCGUUAUCGGCGGCUGGAUCCUCGGCUUCCCCACUCGGUACAAGCAGUUUGACGAUGAGGUGUCAAAGUGA